AUGUCGACACGUCAAAUCUCCAAGAGCAUCCCCACCACCAAGGACGUGGAGCCUCUGCUGGAGAUCGAUGGAGACAUCCGCAGCUUCGAGGUGUUCCUUUCCUCCCGGACGCCUGUUCUCACCGCCAGAGAUGUGGAGAUGUUCCUGCCCUGCACCGUCAACCUGGACCCCAAACUCAGGGAGAUCAUAGCAGAUGUCCGUGCGGCCAGGGAGCAGAUGCACAUAGGAGGGGUGACCUAUCCCACGCUGCCCCUGCAAGAGGCAGUGCCCCGUCCCCAGUCAGGUUACGGCCAGCACUCAGCCGCCUGCUCCCCGACAGGCUCCUUUGCCGGAUCCCUGCCUCCUCAGCCCCACAGUGCCUACUUCAGUGGAAUGACCGGCCCUCAGCACCCCUUCUACAACCGGCCUUAUUUCCCCCAUCAUGUGUAUCACCUGCCACGGCAUUACCCCCACCAUGUCCCCUCAUCCUCGCGCCCUCCCAUUAAACCACCCGGUCAACCCCAGGACGCCAAUGGACUUGAUGUUAUUGCAGAGGAUGCCAGAGAAGGCCUCCCCUCGUGUCCCUCUGACCCCACCAUGAUCUGUCCCGCAGUCCUGCUCAGCUCCCUGAACACGGAUGCGGUGUGCGAGCGUCUCAGACAGAUUGAUGGACUCGACCCCAACAUGCUGUCUCAGUACAACUCCACCAUCAAGAAGGCUAAUAUAAAUGGCCGGGUGCUUACUCACUGCAACCUGGACGAGCUGAAGAAAGAGAUGGAGAUGAACUUUGGCGACUGGCAGCUCUUCAGGGGGAUGGUGAUUGAGCAGCGGCAUGCCGAAAGCCAGGCGGUGCUCCAGGAUGAAUCCCGCGCUGCUAGCGAGCAGGGCAGCAGCGUGCACCACGGGGAGCCCAGCAGACGCUCAGGAGGAGCCCAGCACGAAGCGGCGACCUUCAGCCUCAACCUCAGCUUCGAGGAGCUCAGCGGAGUGGGGCUGGAGGAGCCUCCGAGACGCAACAGCAACUCACACUCACACUGGCCGGUGGCAAAUCACCGCACUUCAAGCAUGUCCAGCCUAAACUCCCAGGAAUCCUCUAAUGACAUCUGCAAGCUGACAGACAAGCAGCAGGCUGAGUAUCGUGAUGCCUACAGGGAGUACAUCGCUCAGAUGGCCCAGCUGGAGAUGUCCGGCAGUGGGGGAGAGCGGCCCGUCCAGCCCCACCCCGGACAGUUCCUUCAGGCUGCCAGCUCAGAGGACAAAGGGGUGGGUGGACAGUCACAAGCCAAGGAAGGAGCUGACCAAGACAGCCGCAAGUCCUUCACCAAGAGAGGCUCCAAGAGUAGCGAUGCCACAGAUUUUGCCUCAGGGACCGAUGCUCAGCCCCUAGACCCCAUCAGUGAAGAGGAUGAGAAGCUGGACCACAGCUCAUCCUCCAGGACCUCAGGCUGCAGGAAGAAGGGCGCCGGAUCAUACUACCACAAGCUGCCCAACGACGAAGACUCAGGCCCCGAAGAAGCUGACAACACCACACCUCUCCUCCACAAAGAGGCAAGAGCUGAUGCUCUGUCUCCCCACAGAGGCUCCCAGCCCACUGGGCUUUUGACCAAGCCUGGCUUCCUCAACGAAAUCCUCUUGGAUAAGAAGGACUCGUCCGAUUCAGGGAUGCGCUCCAGUGACAGCUCCUCAGACCGCUCCCUGGAGGAGGCCGAAGGAGACACCGACAGAGAGAGAGAAGCCCUGAAGCCCAGUCUGAUUGAACUGGAGCUGGAGGGCUUGGUGAAGAAGAGGGGCCUCCUCCCCAGCAGCCUGAGCGGCCUACAGGACGCCACCGUGGCCCGCAUGUCCAUCUGCUCCGAAGCUCCGUCCGAAGCCAGCCUAAUGGCCAGCAGCCCAGAUGAGGGGUGGCCGUCCAGCGGGGUCAGCAACCUCAACCGCACCGCCAGCAACACCACCCUCAACAACAACACCAGCAGCCCUACCGACACCAACACCAACACCAACAACAGCCACCAGCAGCAGGCUAACAUCACAGAGUCCAGCACCUCCCCCUCCUCCAGCAUCGUCUCGCCAGCUGUCAUCAUCACCCCUGGCAGCAGCACCGCCAACACCACGGCUGCCACCAUCCACCACAACCAGAACCUGCGCACCAUCAGCCUGGGAGACGAGCGGGAGAGCGUCCUCUGAGAAGCCAUAUGUGUUUGUUGUUCCAAGAAGGGUCGUGUAGGCUGUUGUUGUUGAUGUUGUCGGUGGCUCGGUUGUACUGCUGAUGUUGUCCCAAAGAAUUAGAGUAGAUAUCUGUGUUCUGAAAAGGUUAGUGCAUCGAAAAGAUUUAAAUAGUUGGUAGGUCAAAAACAUAAUAAUAAUAAUAAUCACCUCUAUAUAAAGGUCACAUGUUACACUUUUAAUGUUACCGAAAACAUUUAGGAUUAGUUCCUCUUAUGUUACGAAGAGUUUGAACCUCUCAUGUUUGGAUUGGACGUGUAACUUAUUUCCUAAAUGAACGUGGUGCAGUGGCGUGACGUUUGUGCGUGUUGUGCAGGAAUGCUUACAUAUUAACGUGUUACUUGAGGAAAGUUAGUGACGACGGAAAGCUCUUGUUACUGAAGCCUUGUGUCUCCGAAGCGUGUUGUGCUGUGUGUAGUGAAACAGAUCUGCGUAGACGGUGUCGGUAGCUUCCCCGGUAGAACAAGUUGCAUGAACUAGACUCCAAAGCGGUGUUUGUCUUUUCCAAAGUAUUUGGUGAAAGUGUUGAUCAAUAAAUGUUUGGCUGUGCUGGACCCUUGAAA
This is a messenger RNA of Stegastes partitus (bicolor damselfish), 2765 nucleotides long. RefSeq names its product kinase D interacting substrate 220. The record is from RefSeq and is a predicted model, not a curated record. The transcript is spliced from 10 exons. The coding region runs from base 1 to 2163 and encodes 720 amino acids. Gene Ontology annotation, molecular function: PDZ domain binding; protein kinase regulator activity. Lineage: Eukaryota; Metazoa; Chordata; Actinopteri; Pomacentridae.